This is a messenger RNA of Chelmon rostratus (copperband butterflyfish), 2220 nucleotides long. RefSeq names its product IL2 inducible T cell kinase (gene itk). Lineage: Eukaryota; Metazoa; Chordata; Actinopteri; Chaetodontiformes; Chaetodontidae. The transcript has 17 exons. The record is from RefSeq and is a predicted model, not a curated record. Gene Ontology annotation, molecular function: ATP binding; non-membrane spanning protein tyrosine kinase activity; protein binding. The coding region runs from base 68 to 1921 and encodes 617 amino acids. Gene Ontology annotation, biological process: T cell receptor signaling pathway; intracellular signal transduction; NK T cell differentiation.
UGCUCACUGUCUCUCUGUAAGCCAACAGCCACCACUUUCUCGUAGUGUUCUUCAUGCAGCUGGUACCAUGUUCCCCAGAGUGAUUUUGAAGGGAACUAUGAUUAAAAAAUCUCAACAAAAGAAAAGAACAUCACCAUGCAACUACAAAGAGAGGUUUUUCGUAUUGGACACCCAAGACCUGAAGUAUUCUGAACGCCGUCCAGGGAAAAAGCCCAUGAUGAAAGGUUGCAUUGAGCUGUACAGAAUCAAGUGUGUGGAGGUUGUGUGUAGUGAUGUGCCCAUACCAUGCAACUAUAAGUACCCUUUUCAGGUUUUUUAUGACAACCACUACCUCUACAUUUUUGCUCCAGACAAUGAUUGCCGUCAGAGAUGGGUCAGAGCUCUCAAAGAGGAGACAAAGCAUAACAAUUUGGUGGCAAAGUACCACCCAAAUUUCUGGAUGGAAGGAAAAUGGCGAUGUUGCCAACAAACAGAGAAGCUGGCGACAGGUUGUCAUGUAUAUGACCCAGUGGGUUCUGCAUCUAAAAAGCCACUUCCUCAACUCCCAGAUCCAGAGAUGAGACCAGAUGAUGCAGAACAGAUGAUGGUCAUCGCUCUGCAAGACUACACACCGCUCAGAGACGAUGACUUGCCUCUUCAGAAAGACCGGGAGUACAUCCUGAUCAACAGCUCCCACUCUGAAUGGUGGGCCGUAAAGAAUGACAGGGGGGACACUGGCUUUGUACCCAGCACUUACGUGGCUGAAAAAUCUGGCAACAACUUUGAGAGAUUUGAAUGGUACAACAAAAACAUAACCAGAGGGGAAGCAGAGGAUUUGUUAAUGAAAGAGGGGAAAGAAGGUGCAUUCAUGGUGCGUGACUCGAGACAAGCAGGAGUCUACACGGUGUCAGUCUUCACCAAAGCACCGGGGUCAAACGGGGAGAAGAAUCCGAGAGUGAAACAUUACCAAAUCCGACAGACAGAAGCGGGAGAGGCCACAUUUUACUUGGCAGAGAAGUACCUGUUCAGCACCAUUCCUGAGCUCAUCCAUUACCACCAGCACAACGCGGCCGGCCUGAUAACGCGUUUAAGACAUCCUGUCUCUCAAGGCGGAGGCUGCUCCCAGGACAUCGCCCAUCCCUCAAAAGAUCAGUGGGAAGUGGACCCCGAGGAGCUGAUCUUGGGUCAGGAGUUAGGCAGCGGCCAGUUUGGGCUGGUGCUGGAAGGCAGAUGGAAGGAGAGGCAGGUGGCAGUGAAGAUGAUAAGAGAGGAGUGCAUGUCGGACGAGGAAUUUAAAGAAGAGGCCAGAAUCAUGAUGAGACUGUCUCACUGUAAGCUGGUCCAGCUCUACGGUGUGUGCACCCAGCGUUCCCCCAUGUGCCUGGUGUCUGAGUUCAUGGAGAACGGCUGUCUGUCUGACUACCUGCGAGCCUGGAAAGGGCAUCUGUCUCAGGACGUGAUGCUGGGGAUGUGUCUGGAUGUCAGUGAGGGGAUGGCGUACCUGGAGAGCUCCAACUUCAUCCACAGAGAUCUGGCUGCCAGGAACUGUCUUGUUUCAAAGAACAAUGAGGUGAAGGUAUCUGACUUUGGUAUGACCAGAUUUGUGCUGGAUGAUCAGUACACAAGCUCGCUGUGCUCCAAGUUCCCUGUGAAGUGGUCGGCCCCAGAGGUCAUCAAAUACUGCAAGUUCAGCAGCAAGUCCGACGUCUGGUCAUUCGGUGUGCUCAUGUGGGAGGUGUAUAAUGAGGGCCGUCUUCCUUAUGAGAACCGCUCGAAUGCUGAAGUGGUGGAGUCCCUCAACGCGGGCCUGAGGCUCCUGAAGCCCCGCUUGGCCCCAGACGCUGUCCACCUGCUGAUGGAGUGGUGCUGGAAGGAGAAACCAGAAGAUCGUCCGUCCUUCGCUCUCCUCCUGCAUGAGCUGGCCUCAAUCUCAGAUCUGUGAAUCAAGAUAAGAGCUGAGGCUGAUGAAUAUAAAAAAGCCCUAUAUUUAUUUUAUUUAUUGAUUUAUCACCAGAAUUGUCACGUUUUUUCAAAUGUUAGUGUUUUUAUGAUUGAGAUAAUUAUACAAAACACAAAAGAGUUUCAAAUGCCUGGAUGUUGCACUUUUUCCGUUUCCUCUGUAGACUCACACUGUCCUUUCGCGCAGGUUUAUGCUCACGUUUCAGAUACUCUGUACAUUAAACAGGUGAGAUGUUAUGUUGUUCAACCCACUGUGAAUUUAAUGAAUCCACGUGAAAUGUG